UACUUUUGCUCAUGGACAUAUAUCAACGUGACAAAAAACUAUAUGGGACCUAGUGAGUCUCUCCAGUCUCCACCGGUCUCUUCCUCCCUGGCUAGAGUGGAGAUCGACGGCCGCAGCGGUCACAGCCUGGGGGCGCGGUGAAGACUGACAGGGACCACAGCGUCCUCUCCGAACAAACCACAGAUUUCAAUCAUCUCAAUGUUAAAAUUCUGCUGCUCCAGUUCAUACGAGACAACUAACCGAACAAUUGAUUAUAUACUAAUAUUCAGAGGCCAAAGUUGAAAGUGAAAAGGUAAGUGAAAACGCAGGGUUAAUCUAAGCACAAAUUCGAACUUAACAUAAGGGAUGCAAUUGUGCAAAGUAGCAAUGCACAUUGCAAACAUAAAUUGCCAUCGCAAGCAGAUGUGAACUAGACUGGAAUCGACAUCAGACGGAACCUGCGUUCUUAGCAUGAAACAUUUCACACUAAAUCGUUGAAAUUUCAGAGUAAAACGACAGAGAACUAUACAAACUGGGAAGACGGGGACCUCUACUAUACAAACUGAAACGAGAAUAAAACAAUAAACGGAAAUAGUGUGAUAGAAUAGCAGUGUGGCCCAUGAGUACUCCAGCUGUCUCAUUUAGUCAAUAGGCCACAAAAUGUGAUAGAUAGCGCCAGCGGUAUGGCACAUCACUACCACGUACACUCAAAUAUGCCAGUCGCAAAGACUCAAACGCGCUAGGUCAACAAGGCAACCAUGUGCAUUAUGCUCCUGAAACAGUGCCGUUUUCGCGAGCAUUUUAGCUGCCAGAUUGCCACAUUCAACUCCAAACACUUGCUGGGAUGAGAGAGUUCAUGCAGAUGACACCACAUUCUCCGUGGAGAAGCAGGCUAGCGAUGCCGUACUCUGGCCUCGCUACUGCUGCAUUAUUGCUGCUGCUUCUCAUCGUGGCCACCUCCGCCAUGGCUUGCGUCGAGCAGGAGAAGAGUUCUCUCCUCCAGUUCCUUGCUGAGCUGUCGCAUGACGGUGGCAUCGCCAUGUCAUGGCAGAAUGGCACGAACUGCUGUGUGUGGGAGGGCAUCACCUGCAAUGAAGAUGGGGCUGUCAUUGAGGUUCGUCUCACCUCUAAAGGCCUUGAAGGGCAAAUCGCACCGUCGCUGGGAGAGCUCACCAGCUUGUCGCGCCUCAACCUGUCGUACAACUCCCUAUCUGGCGGCCUUCCAGCAGAGCUGAUGUCUUCUGGCAGCAUUGUCGUCCUUGAUGUCAGCUUCAAUCGCCUCAACGGGGACCUGCAAGAGUUGAAUCCAUCAGUAUCUGACAGGCCACUGCAGGUACUGAAUAUCUCAAGCAACCGGUUUACAGGAGAAUUUCCAUCCAUCACAUGGGAGAAAAUGAGGAACCUGGUCGCAAUCAACGCGAGCAACAACAGUUUUACCGGGCACAUACCUUCCUCCUUCUGCAGCAAUUCGCCAUCUUUUGCUGUUCUUGAUCUUGGGUACAACCAGUUCAGUGGCAACAUCCCCCCUGGAAUAGGUAAAUGUUCUGCCCUUAGACUUCUCAAGGCUAAUGCCAACAACAUCAGAGGGCCUCUCCCAGGUGAUCUCUUCAAUGCCACAUCAUUGGAGUACCUCUCUUUCGCUAACAAUGGAUUGCAAGGAACAAUUGAUGAUGCUCUCAUCGUAAAGCUCAUCAAUCUUGUUUUUGUUGAUCUUGGAUGGAAUAGAUUCAGUGGCAAGAUCCCAAAUUCUAUAGGCCAGUUGAAAAGACUAAAGGAGCUUCACAUUUGCAGCAACAACUUAUCUGGAGAGCUGCCAUCAUCAUUGGGAGAUUGCACAAAACUAGUAACCAUCAACCUCAGGGGAAACAAGUUGACGGGUGAGCUUGCCAAGGUUAACUACUCCAAUCUACCCAAUCUGAAAACAUUAGAUUUUGCCUCGAAUCACUUCACCGGCAAAAUUCCAGAAAGCAUAUACUCAUGUAGUAAUUUGACUUGGUUGCGGCUAUCUUCCAAUAGGCUUCACGGCCAGUUGACAAAGAACAUACAGAAUCUGAAUUCUAUCACCUUCUUAUCUCUUUCCUACAACAAUUUUACAAAUAUCAAAAAUACUCUUCACAUACUCAAGAGCUUAAGGAACCUCAAUGUCUUGUUAAUUGGGGGCAACUUCAUGCACGAAGCUAUGCCACAGGAUGAAACAAUUGAUGGUUUCGAGAAUAUUUUUGGUAUUAGCAUACAUGAUUGUGCAUUGACUGGAAAAAUACCUAGUUGGCUCUCAAAGCUCGGAAAUUUGGCAGUUUUAGAUUUAUCCAACAAUAAACUCAGGGGACCUAUACCAACCUGGAUCAAUAGCCUAAACUUCCUUAAGUAUGCAGACAUAUCCAAUAAUAGCCUUUCAGGAGAAAUACCACAAGCACUAAUGGAGAUACCAAUGCUAAAAUCAGAUAAGAUUGCAGAUAACUCAGACCCAAGAGCCUUUCCGUUUCCAGUGUAUGCAGGCGCAUGUCUGUGUUUUCAGUACCGUACAGUUACUGCUUUCCCUAAAAUGUUGAAUCUAGGUAAUAACAAAUUCACUGGUGCGAUCCCGAUGGAGAUUGGUGAGUUGAAAGCACUCGUUUCACUCAACUUGAGCUUCAACAACCUAAACAGGGAGAUCCCACAAUCGAUCAGCAACCUCAAGAAUCUGAUGGUUCUAGACCUGUCAUACAACCAUCUGACAGGUGCAAUCCCUCCAGCACUGGUGAACCUUCACUUCCUUUCUGAAUUCAAUGUUUCCCACAAUGAUCUAAAAGGGUCUGUACCAAUUGGAGGCCAGUUCAGCACAUUUCCAAGUUCUAGUUUUGCUGGAAACCCAGAGCUAUGCAGCCCGAUACUUUUGCACCGUUGCAAUGUAGCAGAAGUAGAUUUGUCUUCCCCAAACUCAACAAAAGAGUACAUCAACAAGGUCAUCUUUGUGAUUGCUUUUUGUGUAUUCUUUGGAGUAGGAGUGCUAUAUGAUCAGAUAGUUCUAUCCAGAUAUUUUCGGUUGAACUGA
Molecule: messenger RNA, 3010 nt
Organism: Oryza sativa Japonica Group (Japanese rice)
Lineage: Eukaryota; Viridiplantae; Streptophyta; Magnoliopsida; Poales; Poaceae
Product: receptor-like protein 3
Molecular function (GO): protein binding
Source: RefSeq, a predicted model, not a curated record